AUGCAAGGAGCAACUACUCCAAUCAAUCGACCUGAUCAAGGAACGCAGCCAAUUCCUCGUGGGCAGCCUAUGGGCCCUCCUCCUCCCCCUGUGGCACAAUCCGAAGAAAAAAGUACAAACUUUACAGAAAAUGACGUUCUUAUUUCGUCUGGAGUAGAUAUAAAAGCAGAGGAAAUCAAUAUUCGUAGAGAACACGAGUUAAUGACAGCGCGUCAAUCUUCCACGUUAGUUCAAUAUCCAGACCGUUCACGCUCCCAAAAUUUUUUAAAUCAGAGAAGUCUUGCCGCAAAAGUUCAAUCGAUAGCUUACUUGGCACUCGCCACACAAGAAAGAAUCCGAGAGUUAAUCGAAACAAUGAUAGUAGCGAAAAACCACAGAAUACAUUCGGAACAUAUAAAUCUUCCCAUUGCCUCCGAAAACAGUUUGCCCAUGUAUAAAGAAGUUGUCAGUCUAGAUGUUAGAUCACAAUUAGCUGCCAUGGAAAAAGUAGAAAGGGAUCAAGAACGUAAAAGGCAGGAAAGCCUUGCUGGUUCAUCGCAAGAUAAUAUAGGUGACGACCAAACAGAUGAUGUAAAAGAUUCAACUGAUGCUCCGACUCAUCAACCAAAACGUGUUAAACGUCAAAAAAAAGAAUCCUCAUCUGCUUCGUCAUUGAAGCUUACUAAUGAGGCUAUUGCCACAAGCACUAAUCAAACAGCUUUGGUAGCUGCCGGUGGUCUAACGAAAAGUUGGAUGUUACAAGGUGCUAUUGAUAAAACUUCUCAGUCUUCAGCUAUAUCAACAAACAGCAACGGUACUUCAUCUGGAAUUAGGCCGUCACGUGGUCGCUCACGUUCAACUUCAAAUGGUCGACCUUUAGUAAAUAAAAGAGAUGGUCUAGGCACACGCGGCGACCAUAUAUAUUCUGCAGCACAUGAUGCUAGUGGGAGGGUUUCACGGGAUGCAGGUGAUGUCACUCCAGCAGUAACAGUGAAAGAUGCUCUUUUCGUACUUGAAAGGGAUCGUGGUGGUGGUGGUCAAGCCG
Molecule: messenger RNA, 1024 nt
Organism: Racocetra fulgida
Lineage: Eukaryota; Fungi; Glomeromycota; Glomeromycetes; Diversisporales; Gigasporaceae
Source: the annotation of a GenBank genome assembly